This is a messenger RNA of Cheilinus undulatus (humphead wrasse), 8830 nucleotides long. RefSeq names its product bromodomain adjacent to zinc finger domain, 2Ba (gene baz2ba). The transcript is spliced from 38 exons. Gene Ontology annotation, molecular function: protein binding; DNA binding. The coding region runs from base 249 to 7541 and encodes 2430 amino acids. The record is from RefSeq and is a predicted model, not a curated record. Lineage: Eukaryota; Metazoa; Chordata; Actinopteri; Labriformes; Labridae.
AAUCUGCUGUUAGUAACUAACACACACACUCACACACCGAGACUCAAUUACUGCCCAAUUCCCUUCUUUAUCAUUCGUCCCCGACCUCUUUCAUAACCAAAAGCGACCAAGGAAAAAAAGAGGCGAGAAGAAGACCAAGCCGAAGUGUUAGUUGAACUAAAAACCCACGUUGGAAAUAAGUAAAGUGUCGAAACUAAAAAAAGGUGUUACAGCAGUUAUGUCAAAGAGCUGAAGACAUCUCUAACAAUAUGGAGUCUGGAGAGCGGCUGGCCUCCCCUGCGCCCACCCUGUCUGCUGCUCGCACCUCCUCCCCUGCGGCCUCUUCUUCCUCCUCCUCCUCCUCCUCCUCUUCGUCCUCUUCAUCAUCCCCGGCUCCCCACUCUAAGAGCAGCCUGGCCCCGAGCCCCUCGGCACUGGGAUCCACCCUCAGCACCUCUGGCCGUCUGUUUGGAGCAGCAGGAGAGCAGCCCUUCAUUGGCUCCACAUUGUCAAGUGCCUUCCCUCUGGUCAACCACCCAGCCUUCGGAGCCCUCUACACUGCCGGGGCAGGCAGGCCUGAGUUUGGAGGCCUGGGUUCCCUGGGCAUGUCAGCUGCUCUGGCUGCCCACCCCCAGCUAGGAGCCCUCUCUGAGUGGUGGCGAGCUGCUGAAGCCCAUGGACGGGGAGCUGCUGCCUUUCUCCCCUCUUUUAUCGGCUUCCCUCCUUUCUUUACCCCUCAUAUUCAGCCCAACCACAGCGCCAGUCCUGUUCAGAUCAGGAUGCCCGGCAAGAAUAGCCAUGCUCCGCCUAAAGGGGUAAACGGGGCAGUGAAUGGCAGCGGGGUCUGUCCUCCCACCACACAAUCAGGGAGCUUUUCAACGAGUCCGGCUCCUGUUCAGGCAUCGACCAAGCCAACCAAAAAUUCAGACGCCUCUAACAGCCACCGUAGUAGCCCUCAGAACAAUCCAGCAGAGCUGGUGGAAAAGCCGGUCCAGAAAACUAAAGAAAAGAAACCACGAAAGAAGCCAGCAGACACUUUAGGGGGGAGCAACAGUGAAUCAGGCACAUCCUCAGACAGCACAAGUGACGGGUCCAUUAGCAGCGAUCUGGAAGACCUGGCAGAAGAUGAUGAAGACGACGACGAUGAUGAUGAGGAUGAUGAAGAGGACGACAAAUUAUCAGACUCUGAGAAGCGGGUAAAGAAAAAAUCAAAGGGUUUGAUAUCCAGCACUGGAUCUGCAAAGACAGACGGACCGCUCUCUGGGGAGCUUCAGGAUAAGAAGGUCUCCUCAAACCCCCCCACCCUUGUGCCCUUACCUCGCUCUGCCUCCCCUCCUGCCUUGUCCCAAACCUCACCGCUGGCCCUGCACAGCUCCAGGACCCGGACAGACGCGCCACAGCAUCACUUCAGUGUGAUCCAGUCCACCGGCCUGGCUGCCAACUCAAAGCCCCUGGCGCUCCUCACUCAGCCCCGCAGGGAGUCUUCGCCAUCCUCUUCUCCCAUCGCUCUCACCACAUCCCCAAAGGCUCUAUCCAGCACCUCCUCUCCAAAACCACCCAAACUGCUGCCCUCCUCCUCCCCCCAGCACCUGCCCCUCUCCCUCUGCUCCUCCCCUAAGCCACUCUCUGUCCCCUCUCCACCCCGCUCCACUCUCCCGCCGUCUACCUCCCCGAAAUCUUUUGGUUUGACCUCAUCUGUGACGAGCUCCAGGAAGUCUUCACUGAAGCAGCCUCAGCACACUGGUUCUGGAUCUGCCAAAUCCAACAAAAAGAAAAUGCUGGAGGCUUCACUCGCACAAAUCAAUGAGUUCAGGCUCAAACAGACUCUCAUGUCCCAAGGGCAGACGUUCCCAGCUGAGCUAAAGAAGCAGCAGCAGGGGCCAAAAAAGUCUCCUAAGAGGACGUCUCUGUCUUCAUCACCACUGCAUCCUGCUCCUCCUCCCCAGAACAAUCACUCCAACCUCUUCCUCUCGAGUGCCCUGCUGGGGCUCCCUGAACCCCAUCACCCUAAUGGAGUCAUCCAAAGCACCACUCAGGACGCACCUCUGGCCCUCAUCACCAAACCUCGCAAAGACUCGGCCUCCAAAGGCAAGUCCCCUCAGUGCGAUACGGAUGCUGGGUCCAUGCCUGUCAAUCUGAGCACAGGGGCGAGCAGAACCCAAACAGCCGCCCACGCUGGGGCUCCGUCACAGCCCUCCACUACCUCACCCCAUGCAACAGGCCAUGGAUCCAGAAAGAACAAGACCCCCAAGGGAAAGGGACAGACACCAGGGCAGGGGCAGGGACAAGCAGACCCUUUAGCUGCCUGGAAGGGCUUCUCUCAGAACCACCUGGUCCAGUCUCUGGUAGACUUGUUUCGUGGAGGAGAGUCAGGGAUCGGGAUCCCUGGAGUUAGUAUCCCCGGAGUCGGAAUUCCUGGAGUGGGGAUCCCUGGGACGUGUAACCCCACAGCUGGUCUCCCGGCUAAUAAGGAAUCUGAUGACUCUGCAGAUGACGAUGAUGAUGAGGAUGACGACCUUGAGGAGGAGGAGGAUGAAGAGGACUCAGAUGAUAGUCUGUCAGAGUCUGACACGAACUCUGACAGCGACAUCUCUGGAAAGAAAGUGAAGGAGUUAAAGCUGCUGCCGUCUGGAUCAUCUAAGAAGGAGAUGACUCCCCGCAGGCUAACCAAAGGCCCUGAACUACUGAACACCUCAACUAAUCACACCGCCACCAGCUGCUCUCCCCUCAACCUGCAGGUCAUCAAGACUCCAACCAUUGUCACCAGCUCCAGUGCCUUGGCCUAUCACAGCUCUCCUGGCUCAUCAUCCUACAGCCUGGCCUCUCCAUUAGGCUUAGGAAAGAGGAAGAGGGUGAUGGAUGAGAAGGAGUUGAUGACACCUCUGGAGUUGGGGUGGCGGCGAGAGACAAGAAUCAAAUCAGUUGCUGGUCGGCCGCAGGGCGAGGUGGCCUACUACGCCCCCUGUGGCAAGAAACUAAGGCAGUACCCAGAUGUGAUGAAGUAUCUAUCCAGAAAUGGAAUAAGUGGCAUCACGCGUGAUAAUUUUAGCUUCAGUGCAAAGAUAAGGGUUGGUGACUUCUAUGAAGCCAGAGAAGGACCCCAGGGUUUACAGUGGAGCCUGUUGAAGGAAGAGGAGGUCAUUCCUCGUAUUUUGGCCAUGGAAGGUCGAAGGGGUCGCCCCCCUAAUUCUGAACGUCAGUUACAGGGCGAGUCAGCCAAAGGUAACCGACGGAGGAAGGGACGGCCUCCUAAUGUGGGUGAUCCGCUGGUACCCGAGGGCCCCAGUCCCAGUGAGGUCAAACUUCUGCGCAAACUAGAGGCUCAAGAGAUAGCCCGACAGGCCGCCCAGAUGAAACUGAUGAGAAAACUGGAAAAGCAGGCACUGGCGCGUGCAGCCAAAGAAGCACGGAAACAGCAAGCUAUCAUGGCAGCAGAGGAGAGAAGGAAGCAGAAAGAGCAGAUCAAGAUCCUCAAGCAGCAGGAAAAGAUCAAGCGUAUUCAGCAGAUUCGGAUGGAGAAAGAACUCAGGGCGCAGCAAAUUUUGGAGGCCAAACGCAAAAAGAAGCAAGAAGCCGCCAAUGCCAAAAUAUUGGAAGCUGAAAAACGCAUAAAGGAAAAAGAGUUGAGGAGACAACAGGCAGAGAUUCUCAAACACCAGGAGUUGGAGAGGCAUAGACUAGAUAUGGUAUGGGAGAGAGAGAGGAGGAGACAACAUGUAAUGCUGAUGAAGGCUGUUGAGGCUCGCAAGAAGGCAGAGGAGCGCGAGCGCGUGCGGCAGGAGAAAAGGGAUGAGAAGCGCCUGAACAAAGAGCGCAAACUGGAGCAACGGAGGCUGGAGCUGGAGAUAGCAAGGGAGCUGAAGAAGCCAAAUGAAGACAUGUGUCUGUCUGAUCAUAAGCCUCUCCCUGAGUUCUCCCGCAUUCCUGGACUCAUCCUCCCAGGCCGAGCCGUGUCAGACUGCCUGAUGCUGAUGCAAUUCCUGCGAGGCUUUGGCAAAGUUCUGGGGCUCGAUCUGAAUACAGAUGUGCCCACACUGGGCAUGCUACAGGAGGGUUUGCUCAAUGUGGGAGACAGCAUGGGUCAGGUGCAAGAUCUUCUGGUCAAACUGCUCUCUCUGGCUGUCUGUGAUCCUGGUUUACCACCUGGACAAAAGACGAAAACCAUGCUUGGGGACCACUUGACAAACGUUGGCAUCAAUCGGGAUAAUGUGUCUGAGGUGCUACAGAUGUACAUGGGAGCCCAUUGUGCCAACACAGAUCUGGCCCCUCUGGCCCUCAGUCUGAAGACAAAGGCCUUCCAGGCCCACACACCUGCUCAGAAAGCCUCCAUCCUUGGCUUCCUGGCCAAUGAGCUGGCCUGCAGCAAACCAGUCAUCAGUGAGAUUGACAAGAGUCUGGAUCAGAUGGCAAACAUGAGGAAGGAUAAGAUCAUCAUGGAGGGAAAACUGAAGAAGCUGAGGACCAUUUAUGCUAAACGCACUGGGAAGAGAGAAGCCAGUAUGGGCGUGGAAGAGAACCAGUCUGUUAGCACGCCGUCUUCUGCCACCAAACGUAAGCGGAAACUGGGCGGCGACAGUGACGAUGACGAUGAUGAUGAAGAUGACAGUGAUGAUCCGGCUGAGGAGGAGGAUGAAGAGGAGGAGGAGGAAAUAAAGAAGGUCAAAAAAGUGGAGACAUAUGAUGAGGAUGAAGUCGACCAGGCCACCAGUCUUGAAGAACUGGAGAAGCAGAUUGAGAAAUUAGCCAAGCAACAUCAUCAGACCAGAAGAAAGCUGUUUGAGAUUUCACAUUCUCUGCGCUCCAUGAUGUACGGUCAGGACCGCUACCGUCGCCGAUACUGGGUGCUGCCCCACUGUGGAGGGGUCUUUAUUGAAGCCAUGGAGAGUGGAGAAGCUCCUGAAGAGCUAGAGGAGGAGCGACAGAGGAGGAGGAGAGCAGCAGAGGAGGUCAAGGUCAAAGAGGAACCUCAGGAGAUGGCGGUACAGAAGGACAAGUCCUCCACCCUGGAUGGGCAGAGCACUCGAACACAAGGCUUGGAGCAACAGAAAGAGGAGGAAAAGGAGCAUGAGGAGAAGAAGAGCUCCCAGACUCUCUUCUACCAGCAACCAGGCAGUGUCUCUAAACUGUGCACAUACCGGAACAUCACUAAAGACAUUGGUAAAGAAAGUGUGAAGGCAGAGGACAAGGAGAGUCUACAUGUGAUACCUAACGGCAGCCCUGUGGACACCCCUGCUGCCGUCAUCACAACAUCCUCCCCCAUUCACAGUACCUCUCAUUCAACAGUAGCAACAACCCCUUCCAUGGCAACCAUUAAUGACUCUACAAACACCCCUCCCCCAGCCUCAAUGUCACUAUCCAUCCCGUGCCCACCAGCCCCUCGUGAAAGCCCAGGGAACACUCCUCCAACCUCAUCCCCUGCUCCAUCUCCACACCUCUCACUCCAAGCAAAUGACCAGCUGCUGCGAGUGCUGACUGAAAGGAGUGGACACUGGUUCAGUCUGCUCCCUCGUAACCCCUGUGACCUCUCAUCCCUUACUACGACUCCUCCAGGAGCAGCCCAUGUGUCCCCCCAGGCGUCAUCCACCCCAGCCAGGCCUAGAUCCCCACCUCCUUCCCCUGCUCUGCCUCUUACUCCUUCUGCUGCCUCGGCCUCUGCAAGCCCACACCACCCAGCGGGCCUCCUUAACUACCCGCUAUCAGCACUGCAGGUGAAGUCAGGCGGCUCAUUGUUAGGAGUUUCAUUUGGAAGCUGGUCCAGCGGCAUGUUGAGUCCCAGCUUGCCCUUGUGCAACAGCCCCAGCCCCAUGCCCGGUCACUCUCUGGAGGGCAACACAGCAGCAAGUGUGUCCAGUAAGAGUGAAUCACCUUUACCUCGUAUCGAGAAAACCUCAUUCAUGCCCUCUCCUGCCUUGGAGAUGCCCAAAUCCCUGGACCAUCAAACACCUCGGCCUAUUCCAGAGGAGAUGCUGACAGGGUGGUGGCGGGUGUCUGACAUCGAGGAACUGAGGGCUCUAGUGGAUGCUCUCCACAGCCGAGGCAUCAGAGAGAAGGGCCUCCAGAGGCAGAUCCAGAAAUACAUGGAGAUCAUCCCUCAGGUCUGCACCAAACACAGAGAUGUGGCCAUGAUUGAGCUGCAUGAGCUGGAAGAGAGUCAGGUCAGUGUGGAGUCAGUGCGGGGCUGGUGUGUGGAGGAGCAGGCGAUGGAGAUGGACAUUGCUGUGCUGCAGCAGGUCGAGGAGCUGGAGAGGAAGGUCACUGCUGCCAGCCUGCAGGUCAAGCAGGGCUGGACAUUCCCAGACCCUCAGUCGGAACGAGAGGACCUGGUUUACUUCGAGCACAAGCCCCCCACCAAAUCAACGCCAACCACAGCAAACCCCGGGGACAGGGACUCCAAAGACUCCAAGGAGCAUCCAGAGGAGCGGGGGGAGAAGGGCGGGGUGAUGCGUCACCCGGACAACCCGCUGGACAUAGCAGUGACACGUCUGACUGAUCUGGAGCGCAACAUCGAGAGAAGGUACCUGAGGAGUCCCUUAGGUACCACCAUUCAGAUCAGACUGGAUAAUGUGGGUACGGUCACUGUCCCUGCCCCCGCCCCAUCCACUAGUGCUGACAGGGAAGGUGGCGAGGAGGAGGUGGCCCAUGGUAUGAAGGUCUGGAGGAAGGCCCUCAGUGAAGUGCGGAGUGCUGCUCAGUUAGCCAUGUGCAUCCAGCAACUGCAGAAGUCCAUCGCCUGGGAGAGGUCCAUCAUGAAAGUGUACUGCCAGAUGUGCAGGAAGGGGGAUAAUGAGGAUCUCCUUCUGCUCUGCGAUGGCUGUGACAAAGGCUGCCACACUUACUGUCACAAACCCAAAAUCACCAGUAUCCCAGAAGGAGACUGGUACUGCCCGGCCUGCAUAUCCAAGGCAAGCAGUCCAUCUCCCAAAAGCAAAAAACCUCCAAGCAAACAAGUAGCAUCCAGCGGAGGAGGAGGUGGAGGUGGAGGUGGAGGAGGCGGAGGAGGAGGAGGGGGAGGUGGAGGAGGAAGUAAAAAAGGCAGCGAGACGAAGAAGAAUGGGAAGCAGCAGGCAGGUAAUGGGGAAGUGUCAGAGGACGACCCACCCAGCGCCAGCAGCACGCCCAAGAAAGGAGCAAAAGACACCAGCAGAAAGAGGAAAACAGAGGAGAGCCCACCUGCUCAGCCAGCAGCCAAUCAGGAGAGCCCUGCAUGUGUGAAACGAGCCAAGACAGCGAGAGACAACAACAGAGACCUGGGAUUAUGCAGGGUACUCCUUGCUGAGCUGGAGCGGCAUCAGGAUGCAUGGCCUUUCCUCACACCCGUCAACCUGAAAUCGGUCCCUGGAUACAAGAAGGUCAUCAAGAAACCGAUGGACUUCUCCACCAUACGUGAGAAGCUUGUGAGCAGCCAGUAUCAAAACCUGGAGACCUUCAUCAUUGACGUCAACCUGGUCUUUGAUAACUGUGAAAAAUUCAAUGAAGACAAUUCAGACAUUGGUCGAGCUGGUCAUAACAUGAGGAAGUUUUUUGAGAAGCGCUGGACGGAGCUUCUAAAACAAACAAACUAAAAAGUCUGUUCAGACUCCGAACAUGAAAACCCAUUAAACGUUUCCUAUUGGAGCACCAGGUUUUAUCAUUGUUUUUAUUCCCUGAUGGAGAAUUUGGCUUUGAGGGAUGGAAGAAGAAGACAAAUCCUAAAUAAGGAAUCCACGGUGUGAUUCGGAGAGACGUCACCUUGAAAAAACAAACAAGUCGUUACAUGAGGUGUGCUGGAUUUUUAUUACAACAGGGAUAAAAGCCCCAAAGAGUCCCAGAGAAAUGGGGUGUCAUAGUGCAAUACCAUUCCCUGUCUCAGAACACUGCACUGAAUUAAUCCUCAACUAUCACUGAUGUGUCUGCGCUAAAAUACUUUCCACUACCUGUAAAUAGUCUUUUGUUAUUUAAUCGUAUUAUAGUGAAUGUAUUUAAUUUUGUAAUAAUUAUUUAUGAAUCAAGGUCCACUUCAUUUUCUAUGAAAAGGAAGAAUCAGCUGAACUGCUUUGAAUUAAAAAAGGAAUGUGUCUUUGUGUUAUAAUUUUUCUCCCAAAUAUCAAACAAAGCCAAGAAAAAAAACUGUUUACACUGUUCAGUGCUUUUGGGCAUCAGAGGACUGUGUUCAUUUGUUCAAACUGUAAAACUGCAUUUAUUUACAGGAUCAGCAGAGGAACAGUCAGACAAUUGUGAUUCAUGUGUAUAUACUGUUUAUUAAUGUCAAUAUUAUGUCUUGUUUGGAACGAUGUGUACAAAUUGUUUAAGAAUAUUAAGAUAUUGUUUAUGCCUUAGAAUGAUUGUAGCAUUCUAUUUUAGUGAACGUGAUGAAAACAUUAUCAUAAAUAUUGUUUGUACAGUAUAUACAUAUCCUCUGCAAACACUGUGGUAUCCUUAAUCUUGGUAGUGCCUACCCUUCCAACAGGGGCAUGUAGGGGAUGUUAUUGUUUUUAGUUUUCAUUCUUAUGACAACAUUAUUUUUUUAUAUGAUUUCAAUCCAACAAGGCCUCCAAAGUUGGACAGUGACACAGAAAUCAUUCCUCACCAUAGAAGAAGAAGACGAAGAAAGGAACAACAAGCAUUCGGUGAUGCUUCCAUGAUGCAUUUCCUUGUAAUCUGCCACAAUACAGAGGACCUAAGGCCAUUUGUAACCACUGUGUUGAACCUUGCUGUGUGUUGUGGCCUGAUGGAGGCAGCUAGAUUUUUUUGUACCCAAGUCAAGAGUACUUGAAGUUACUUUAUUUAAGAUAUUGUGGAAUAAAAGUAUCAUUCUUUUGUAGGAGCUUUAUUUUUCACUAGUGUGUGGCACGGACCUAUUAAAAGGAUGUUU